Messenger RNA from Geodia barretti, 1095 nucleotides. Lineage: Eukaryota; Metazoa; Porifera; Demospongiae; Tetractinellida; Geodiidae. The record is from the annotation of a GenBank genome assembly.
AUCCAGCUUGUGAUCUUUUUUGAGCACACUUGGCGUCUUUGCCAGUCGCCGCCGCUCUAGUGUUUGGCGGGGCCGCUGGACCCCUGUGAUGUCUGCAGACACUAUGAGCCACUGAAAGGCGCGCUCAGAUGACCAGGACAUCUUUCACCACAUCCAUCAGACAUGAGGCACAAAACAGCUCCUGGUGAGCAAAUUGCUACUGGCCAUCAGAAAACCACCAGCACCUCCAAGUCACUCACAUCUGCUACCCAGAACAGUAAACGCACAGGUUCACUUAAGACCGCCUAUCAAACUCCGACCACCCAGUCUCCCACACUAGAUGAAAAACCAUACAAUGACGCCAUCACAUCUACCGACACAUACACAUUCAAGAGUGCUUAUGUAUUACUUGCUUCAGGCAAAGAUAUUAACCUUUUCAACGACAGCCCCACUCGGCAAAGUUUAGGAAAGGAGGAUGCGGUUGGGCUGAGACAAAAUGACACCGGAGGAGACUCACAAACCAACAGGCGAGGCACAGUACUCUUUAUGGCAUUGUUCAAGAGACUUAACUCGUCAUUAGAUAUACAUGAAAUCCUGAAAACGCUGGAAGUACAUGAGAACAAAAACCUCCACUCGCCUGUGCAUGCGCUCCUCAAGUUGCUGAUUGUCUCACACAACAAGCCUCUUGUGCAUUCAGCUAAGUCGUCACGUCUAAGUCUAAUCAAACCGAUUGACGUCGUAGCAGGCUUGAACAAGCUCUCUCUAAAGUAUUAUAAUCAGCAACUUAUCAUGGGUGAGCAGCAAGAUGUAAGACGUGACCAGGAAAUUAUUCAUCCCACCCGUAAUUUAUCCCGGUUAUAUCGCUUCCGGUACUACGCGAUUGCAUGGAUUUUUGUUCAACUAUUCGCCCACUUUCUGGAGGAGAGAGAACGAGGGGAACCACGCAUUGUUGUGAUACAAGAGGAGUUAAUCUUCGUAUUAGCGAGGCUUUUUCUGCUGGGAGCAAGAAAUUACGGCAGAAGAGUGCCAAUUUCUGGCGGACGGAGUGGUGGAAGCGGUUGUUCAAUCGGAGGCAUGCAAAGCGGGAAUUCCGACGAGCUUCUUCAAGGGGGGCGA